Messenger RNA from Hydractinia symbiolongicarpus, 1738 nucleotides. RefSeq lists its product as uncharacterized. NCBI's taxonomy places the organism in Eukaryota, Metazoa, Cnidaria, Hydrozoa, Anthoathecata, Hydractiniidae. The record is from RefSeq and is a predicted model, not a curated record. The coding region runs from base 185 to 616 and encodes 143 amino acids. The transcript has 4 exons.
AAGAACCAAGCAAUUACAGAGACAAUAACGUCUGGGUAUAUUUCUAAAAGUAGAUUACGUCAAUGAUACAAAUGAGAUAGUACACUCCAUUUAGUUCGCAUUCCGGUUAAUUAAUAAUCUCUUUUUCUGUUUUUAUUUCAUUUAUACACCUGUAACUGGCUUCAUUAACCACGACACGCCUUUUAUGUAUAUAAGCAGUUCGUCAAAUGAAAUUAAUCAGUUCUUUAUUAAGAAAGAUAUUGCGUUUGUGGAACUGUUCUUUAAAAAGAUGAAGCUCUUCAUUGUUUUAGCCGUGUUGAUGGUCGGUACGCUUUGCAAAGGCGAUUAUGCUUACGAAGCGGGGUAUCGUGCAGGUUACGCGGAUGCACAGGCACGUACCGAAGAUGCUCCUGAACGUUACGCCAAUGCUCCUGAACUGUACGCGGAUGUUCCAGCUAACAACCGUGCCCCUGGACAACAUGAUUAUGAAGCCUUCAGCAACCCGUCUAGAACAUGUUACAAAAGCUGGAAAGACUGUAGUGGAUGCCGUGGUUACUUAUCUAGCUGUUGUUCAAGCAAGAACUGUAGCGGCGGACGACAAUGCAAAGCGGGCAGAAGCUUAUACAGUUGUGUUUGAAUAAAAAUCCUUUUUAUGAGAAUAAAAGAUACAGUUGAAGCUUUCAUAAGUUGUUUUCAUUUAAAUGAACUCGUAACAUGAACUAAUCCGUGUAACUAGCAGUACAAUUGCGAAAUACAGACUUAAUUUUUGACGUAGAUAUAUUCUUAGUCGCCUAGAAAUCGAUUUUUCAGCUUCAGAAUUUCGUAUGCCUUCCUAAAAGCAGUCGUAGUUUUAAUCGUGGUGCGAAAUUUCAAUUACAAAUGAAUUUUUGGGACCAGGAAGAGUAGUGACAAACUGAAAUUACUUACGACAUGACUCAUGAUUAAACUUUUGUCUAUAUAAAAAACAUAAACUCGUAACCUUCUUUUUUAGUCAAAUUUAUUUUCCAGAAGUAAUAAAAAGAACAUUUUACAAGCAUUUUUAACCAAUGAUUUUUAUUAGUUUGAAAAAUAUGUUUGAGGCCAAUAAAAAAGUUGAAGAAAUCAUUUUUUUGAAAAACAGAAAAGUUGUAAAAAACUUCCCAUAUUGUGAAAAAUAAAAUCAUCCAUUCUUUUCACAGACACAGAAAUAGAAUCGUGUAACCAGUGGUAAAUCUACUUAUCUAAUGAGUAAGUAGUUAUAUACUUAAAUUUACUAACAAGAUCCUUUAAGUAAAUUUUAAAAACAUAAAAAAUAUGAUGUUUGUGUAUAUUCUUAAACUUAAUCUAUCGCGCUCUUUUAAAAUUAAACAUGUGUCAAGGUCUACACUUCGCCAUUGUACAAAUAAUCUGAGGAUGUUAAUAGUCUUUUGGUAUCGAAAUAUCUCUGUUUAGCACUCACAUUACCUCGAAAAAUUAUUAUCUCAAUAACUCUUGUUCAUAUGGGUCGGGUUUUAUCAAUUCUUAUAAAAGAGACGUGCUAGACAUUUCGCUUGGCUCGGUAUCACUGACUGUGACGGAUCACUUUAAGCGAGAUGUUUUUCUUAUAUAAUAAUACGAAGUGUAUGUGACGGUCGUAGUGGAUGUGUUCAUUUUCUUUUGAAGCCGCCGAAGUUUUCUUUGAAGUGCCUGAAAAAAAUAUGUCUGAAAUGCUAAAUUUUAUGACGUUACGGCGCGACGUUAAUAUCAAAUUAACGUAGCCGUUACAGUGUACUUGAGGGUA